This is a messenger RNA of Scatophagus argus, 756 nucleotides long. RefSeq names its product lysozyme g-like. Lineage: Eukaryota; Metazoa; Chordata; Actinopteri; Scatophagidae. Gene Ontology annotation, biological process: peptidoglycan catabolic process. Gene Ontology annotation, molecular function: lysozyme activity. The record is from RefSeq and is a predicted model, not a curated record.
AAGAUGCAAGAACAUCACACAAACUGGCAGAGUGUGAUGGGGUCAGAAUGGAAAGAUACAAGUCUAAAAUCAACCACGUGGGACAUAAAUAUGGAAUCGAUACAGUUUUCAUUGCUGCCAUUACCUCCAGAGAGUCCAGAGCUGGAGCUGCAUUAGGUAAAGGCAAGAGAGACUAUGGCAACACCUGAGUGCUGAUGCAGGCUGAUGUUAAUCCAAACAGAGGUGGACAUACUACUACUCGAGGUGACUUGGACAGUGAGGAACACCGCUGCCAAGGUACUGAGAUCUUGGUUAUUGUUAUCAAACGGAUCCAUGAAAAAUUCCCUGGCUGGACCAAAGAGCAGAAGCUGAAAGGUCUGUUGGAAGAUCAACAUGCAUCAGCUGUCUUUGCUUAGUGUUGUUCUCACUGGUUAUUUGCCUCUGCAGGAGGGAUGGCGGCCUUCAAUGUGGGGGAUGGAAAUGUCCAUUCCUAUGAAGACAUGGAUACCUACACAACCAGUGGAGACUACUCCAGUGAUAUUGUUGCCAAAGCUCACUUUUUGAACGUUUUAAGAAAAAUAAUGACCUAUGAAAAUAAAUGGCCUUUAAUUCAUUAAUUUCAUCAUCAUAUAUCAAUUGCCAGUCCUUUUCAGUUUACUCAAAUGCAUAACCCCACCAUAUAUUUCAGACUCAAAGCCUUCCUGUACCCGUUAAAGUUAACAGAGGGCUGUUUCUUGUAAAUCGUGUUUUUGUAUUGUUUUUUUUUUUCCCCUCCCU